GGUGACAGCGCGAGACAACAGCUUAGUGGCACUCCUAUCUGGUUACGUCUGUGCCAGCAGUCAGUGGAGUGAGGGGACGAGGUUCUGGCGAGGGGGGGGGGGGGAGAGCGCCGCGCCCUCCCGCCGCCGCAGCGCCCUCUGUGCGCGAGUGAAGUGAAGGGGCAAGCCAGGGUCGUGUGGCCGCCUGAUGGGGUGGCGUCACUGAGGGCCGCGGUGCCACAGUGCCAGCGAGAGCCACGCUGUUUACAGAGCCUCCUUUCGCCUCCAGGUGCCGCCAUGGGACCUCUCUACGUCACGUUCGUGUGCGUGGCACUGGCGUCCCUCGUCGCCGGGGUGCCCGUGGGGAUCCCGCUCCCUCGCUCCUCCAGCGCCGACCCCUACGCCCACCACCCACACAACGAAAUCGCCCCUGACAAUGCCGCCCCCACGCCCGCGCCCUCGACGACGCCCGCGCCAAGGGUCGGCUCUACUCUGCACGCCGUGAAGUUCAUGCAGAAGUUCGGGUACAUUCCCCAAGGCGACGAGGAGGCCGACUUCCUCUUCUCGCCUCAGGCUCUCGAGGAGUCGAUCAAACGCAUGCAGAAGUUCGGGAGCAUCCCGCAGACCGGAGUGAUCGACAACGCUACGAUCGAGCUGAUGCAGACUCCCCGCUGUGGCGUUCCUGACGUCGACGCAGAAGAUAUUGUAAAGCUGCGACGCCCCAAACGUUAUAUUGUCGGCUCCGAAGGUUGGAAGAAGAGAGAACUCACCUAUUUCCUCGCCAACUGGACUCCGCAACUCUACUCCAAGGAGAACGUGCAGAAGGAACUCCGUCGCGCCUUCGAUGCCUGGAGCACCUACUCCCACCUCGACUUCAAGGAGGUCGAGGCUCCCGAUGCAGAUAUCGUCAUUUUCUUCGCGACGUAUAACCACCAUGACGGGUACUCCUUCGACGGCCCGAGCGGUAUCCUCGCCCACGCUUACUUCCCUUACGAGUUCGGUCACUACGGGGGCGACGUCCACUUCGACGAGAGCGAGAAGUGGACCAUCAAGCCGAAGGACGAGUAUGACGGCUUGGACUUCUUCACCGUCGCUGUACACGAAAUUGGCCACUCGCUCGGACUCGCCCAUUCACCCGUUGCGGACUCCAUAAUGUUCCCUUACUACAAGGGCUACACACCGCACUUCUCUCUUGCUUAUGAUGACGUCAUGGCUAUGUGGGAACUCUAUAUUAAGAGGAAGUUGGACGGGGACGACGAGUACUUCAACAGGACGACCACCACAACGACCACCACCCCCUCCCCCCCUACGACGGACGAAGACCAGCAAUCAGACGAAGCAAGUGAUGGUGAUGACGGCGAGGGAGAUGACGUGCACAGGCGGGACGGGGACCGGAAGAAGGCCGACGAGGAGGACUUUUACGAGCAAGACCGCAAGAGACGCGAAGAGGAGGAGAGACGCAGGGAUGAGGAGAGGAAGAGGCGCAGGGAGGAUGAAGAGGAGAGGAGGCGCUGGGAGGAGGAAGUCAGGAGGAAGGAGGAUGAGGCGAGGAGGAGGGAGGAGGAGGAGCGAUGGAGGUGGGAGAACGGGGUGGACGAGGCCCUCCCGACGACGGAGAAGCCCCCGCCGCCCGUCCCCAGCCUGUGCGACGGGGACUUCGACUCCAUGGCGGUCCUCAGGCAGGAACUCUUCAUCUUCAAGGACACAUAUAUAUGGCGAUACGACGAGCGAGGACGUCUACGCGACAGCUACCCGUCUCUGGUCCACAACCUAUUCUCUGGCCUUCCGAAAUACCUGAAGAAGGUGGACGCAGCGUACGAGAGACCCUCCGAUGGCAACAUUCUCUUCUUUAUCGGAAAGUACUACUACGUCCACAACGGAGACAGGCUGGUGGAGGGGUCGCCGCUCCCCCUCACGACCUUGGGCCUGCCGGAGCGACUCACCAAGAUCGACGCCGCUUUCUAUUGGCCGCGGGCGAAGAGGACCUACUUCUUCAACCGCCACGAAUACUACCGAUACAACGAGAAGACGCAGGCCAUGGACCAAGGCUACCCGAAGAACAUGGCCAAGUGGAAUGGCCUUCCUGAUAACCUGGACGCCGUGUUCACCUGGAAAGACGGAGUGUCGUACUUCGUGAAGGGCAAAGACUACUGGAAAUAUGACAACGUGAAAAUUCGGCCGUUCAGUGACUACCCCAAGAACGCCGUGGAGUAUUGGGCGGAUUGCCCAAGCUCUUCCUGGGGACCGUAGCGAGGCCACGCCCAGUUCCUCUAGCUGCGAACGGCUCGCCACGCCACCCCCCUGGCCGGGGACAUCGCAAGGCUAUUGAGAAAGGCGAAAUGUCUUGGCUAUGAUAGAUAUUGAGUCUCUCUCU
Penaeus vannamei (Pacific white shrimp) is the source of this 2353-nucleotide messenger RNA. NCBI's taxonomy places the organism in Eukaryota, Metazoa, Arthropoda, Malacostraca, Decapoda, Penaeidae. The record is from RefSeq and is a predicted model, not a curated record.